Trichogramma pretiosum is the source of this 1849-nucleotide messenger RNA. RefSeq lists its product as uncharacterized. The transcript is spliced from 4 exons. The record is from RefSeq and is a predicted model, not a curated record. Lineage: Eukaryota; Metazoa; Arthropoda; Insecta; Hymenoptera; Trichogrammatidae. Bases 320 to 1591 code for a protein of 423 amino acids.
GUUGUGCAUGGAAUGACAAAUCUGAAUCCGACACGUAGUGGUGCGAAGAAAUGAUGAAUUAUUAUCUUCCGCCACUGCGUGUGUAUCGGUGUGGGUAGGCACUUGUUGAAUUAGCUGAUUUCAAAUUGACACAACGGGAGAAGUACACGUAGUUUUAAAAGACGAGUAGAGGAAGAGGAGAUAGCGACGAGCCUAUAUAUUCUCAUUCACCUUAGACCGGUGGUACAGUAGGUAUCUGACGCAAGCACACGGCUAAACGCUUUUUGCGCCUGUCAUUCGUAUUAUCAUUUUGACUCGAUACAAUAACUUUUCAAACAAAAUGAGCAAAGACGUAGAAGCUCUGCAAAGUGUGAGUAAAUAUUUUACCGAGGAAAGCUUGAGGAAAAUCGUUGCCGGAGCCGAAAACAAGAGUGAACAAGAAGUGGAAAUUUUGUCGUGGAGCUUCGGCGAUGCGAGCAACAAAGGCGACAGCUAUUUAUCUACGGUCGACAGGGUAGUCAUUCAAGGGAAAGUCGAUGGAAAAGUUGUCGAGACGAGGAUUGUCGUCAAGUCUCUGCCUAAUAAUAUUGGAAGAAGGAAAACUUACAGAAGUGCAGAAUUUUUCAAGAAUGAAAUCAAUUUUUAUGUUGAGAUUGCCACAACAUACAAGGAGUUCUUGAAAUCUAAAAAUCAAUCGUCCGUCCUGCUCCUGCCCGAUUGCCUGGAUUAUCACUUGGAUGGCAAGGAAGAUUUUAUUGCUCUCGAGGAUGUCAGUCCCCGGGGAUUCGGUCCAUCAUCGAGACAAAAUUGUCCCACCUACGAUGAAUUCGUUAAUAUUUUAAAGGCCAUGGCUCGAUUCCAUGCAGUUUCCUUUGCGUACAAAGAUCAGAACCGUGAACACUUUAAAACUUUAGCAACGUCGCUGUCGGAAACUUAUUUCAGGGAUGAUCUGUACGAAAGCUGGUACAAAAGAUUUCAUGAGCGUCUUAUAGAGAUAGCUCAAGACGCUUUGGAGAAGGAGUGCUCGGGAUCUAAAGCGCAAAAACGCUUCAACUCUUACGCCAAAGGGGAACUUUACAAAAAGAGCGCGGACUUUUGUAACGAGUGGCACGCCGAAACUUCAGUGAUUAAUCAAGGAGAUUCAUGGGCACCAAACUUCUUGGUCAGAAACCUUCCAAACGGUCAGAUUGAAGUAUUAAUGCUUGAUUUCCAGUUGGCUAGGAGCGCCUCGCCCGUCCUCGAUUUAUCAUUUUUGAUGUACUCGUGUACUGAAAAACCAUUGAGAGAUCAACAUUUUGACAACUUGCUGAAAAUCUACCACGAUGAAUUAUCGAGAGUUGUAUCUUUGCUUGGCUCGGAUCCACAAAAGGUGUAUUCUUGGGCGACUUUUAUGAAUGAGGUGCAAGAAAAAUUCGUUCACGGUAUGACAUUUGGUUUGGAAUCUGUCGUUUUUAGUAUGCUGUCUUCGGAUGAGUCGUUUGAUUUGGAUGUAAUCAAAGAUGAUAAAGUCGAUAUCGCCGAUGUAUGGACUGUGCAAAACAUCAAGACGUCAGAAAAUAGAAAACGAUUGACUGAUGUGAUUUCUCAUGCCUUUGAAAAGGGAUAUUUGUAAAUAAAUGUAAAUACUAAAUUUUGAUUACAGAUAAAAAUUAUUAAUAAGCAAUUUGAAUGAAAAUGUAAGAUUAAGAAAAAAAUAAUAUUUUAAUGUACGAGCGAUAGCCGGAAACUAUUUGUGCAAUGCUCACUUUUACGAAGAAGUAUUUUUUACUUUUGAAUAUGAAAAGUUACUGAUAAAAGUAUUAUAUUACUAAACUUCAGAUUUAUAAUAUCUAUUUUAUUAAUUCAAUAAAAACUAAGAAAAAAUAUAAAA